Messenger RNA from Ictalurus punctatus (channel catfish), 1676 nucleotides. It is a transcript of the gene polr2m, whose product is annotated as RNA polymerase II subunit M. NCBI's taxonomy places the organism in Eukaryota, Metazoa, Chordata, Actinopteri, Siluriformes, Ictaluridae. The transcript has 4 exons. Gene Ontology annotation, biological process: transcription elongation by RNA polymerase II; intracellular signal transduction. Bases 181 to 1179 code for a protein of 332 amino acids. Gene Ontology annotation, molecular function: transcription elongation factor activity. The record is from RefSeq and is a predicted model, not a curated record. Gene Ontology annotation, cellular component: nucleus; intracellular anatomical structure.
UCGGCCUGAUUAACUGCUCUGUUGCUCAGUUUGACAGUAGCGUUUAGCUUGUUAGCCAUGUGUUUACCUGGUCGAGAUAGGGAUUUUAGUAAGAUUCAAGACAUGAAUGAAAUCGCUGUUGAAGUUUUAAUUUAUAGUCUGUUUUUAAAGUUUGGGCUUGGUUUAGUUUAGUUAGUUACAAUGGAGCGCCAGGGUUUCAUCGGUGACCUGGAGAGCAAGAGUAAAGAGCAGCUGUGUGAACUACUGUCACGGCAAGAAAAGUUACUAAACAAUAAGCGGUUCGUUCAAACGCUUACUGACAAAGGAAAGAAGAUUUCUGAGUUUGUGGGGAGAGUCCGCCAUGCUCUAGCAAAUAAGGAAGAAGAAGAGAAGAAGCAGGCCAGAUUGGCCUCUGUGCGAACAGAAUUUCAGGCCAGAUACCAGCAGGCUUUGUCUCUGCGCCAGCAUGUAGUCUCCACUGAUGUAUGUACUGCUAGAACAAGGCUUGAAGAGAAUGAGGACUCGAUGAAUACAGAGCCAUCACACCUGGGGGAAGCUGUAGGCAGAGUGGAUGGUGAAAACAGCUCCGAGUCCCUCUGUAUAGAGAACACUGACGUGAGACAGAGUACAUCUGGAGACACAGCAGCAUCCGGGAAUGCAGAUAGCGCUACAGACAUGGAUCUCACGGUGGCAUUUGAACGGGUCACUUUAUCCGAGGAGAGCCGUGUUCCUCCCAGAGACUCCACUAGAAAUCCUUUCUUGGGCUCACAGCAGCAGCAGAAGAAGCCACAUUACAUAGAAGUGUUGGAGAGAUCAGACGUAUAUGUGACAAAACCUCGAUUCAGGCCCAAUCAAAUCCCAGUGAAGUCAGACUCUCCAUCUCCUGGUGAGUCCCCUGGCUGUGUUACCCCUCUCAGUGCUGAGGCCCGGAGACAGAGGGACAGGAAGCACCUUGAUGACAUCACAGCUGCCAAGCUUCCUCCGCUGCACUACAGCCCUGCACAGUUACUGUCACUGGAGGAGUCCGUCACCCUCGCGAAGGAGCAGACAAAGAAGCAUCAGGAGCUGCAAGCCAAACUGGCUGCCCAGAAGCUGACAGAGAGUCUGACUGUCAGUAUGAACAGCUAUAAUCCUGAGGGGGGUGCUCUGGCUGCAUGCAGAGAGGUACAUGAUGAUGGGGCCUUCUCAGAGGAAGACUGACCCUGGAGACUGAUCUUGUCUUAGCCUAUGGAUAAAGACAUCUGGAGCUGUAUGAUCAGCUUUUUUAAUGGCCUUGUCUCAGGUACUUCCUUGAGUUGAAUUACUCUGAGACUCUUAACCAUGCUGUUCUGCAGGUCAUACUGCAAGGAACCCAAUUCCGAAAACCGAAUAGCUGCUACUGGAAUGCGCUUUGAAUAAAGCACUAGUCCAGUCAUUCUCAAAUCCAGCUCUGGGACUCUGAGCUCUAAACCUUUGUGUGUUCCCUGCUUUAACACCUAAUAUAGCUCGACAGGACUUUAUUAAAACCUACAUGAGCCGAGCCGGGUGUUCUACAGAAGGGACCAUCCAGAAAUGACAACAUUGGGAAUGAGAAGCACUUCACAACUAUGAAUUGGUUUCAGAAAUAUGAAAACACAUUAUGCAACAGUUUAUUCAUAUUUUUUUGCAAGACCUGUUUUGCAGCGUGAAGUAGAAAAUAAAUAAUGUUGACAGCUUAA